CAAGAUGGCGGAAAGACAGUCUUGAUUUAAUGAGUUGUCAUAAAAAACAUCAAAAUCUCGUGAUAUUGAAUCGGCAUCAACAAAAACUCGUCAACAUAAUAUCAAGACAUUGUUUGGAAAUCAGUAGCAGUCGGACCUGACCCUGUCACCAUGCGUCGUGGACGUGGCCCAGCCUCCGCCUCCAGCACCACCUCCUCCAGCUCCGCCCUGUUCGGCGGGGAGUCGGCCACCUCGUCCCCCGCCCUGGACACCCGCAUCCCAGACCUGCUGAAGGAGCUGCACCAACUCAUACAGCAGACACAGGAGGAGCGGGCCCGAAGUGAGCACAACCUCACCAACAUUCAGAAAACACACGAGAGAAUACAGUACGAACAGAAGGGCAAGUCCAAAGGUACAUCAACAGCUGUGUCUCCGUACUUCAAGAGUAAGCUGCGAGGUUUGUACAGUACAGCAAAGGCCGAUGCUGAAGUGGAGGCGGACCUGCUGAGAAAAUGCUUGGACAAGAUUGCUCAAAUUAAGGCCAUUCGGAAUGAGAGGAGAAUAGCUGCAAAGAGUGCAGGGAUUUUUAUGGAACAAGAACCACCAAGGAAAACCAUGCGGCGUGGUGUGCUGAUGACCCUCCUACAGCAGUCAGCCAUGACCUUACCACUGUGGAUAGGCAAACCUGGAGAGAGCCCCCCUCCCCUGUGUGGUGCAGUCCAGGCAGGUUCAGACUAUGUAGCUAAACCAGGAGACAAGGUGGCGGCCAGAGUCAAGGGGCCUGACGGGGACGAACAGUGGAUCCUGGCAGAAGUCGUGUCCUUCAAUACAGGCACCAACAAGUAUGAAGUUGAUGACAUCGACAGUGAAGAAGGGAAAGAGAGACACACCCUGAGUCGUAGGAGAGUUAUCCCACUGCCACAGUGGAAGGCCAACCCAGAGACAGACCCAGAGGCACUUUUCCACAAAGAUACGUUGGUGUUGGCCUUGUACCCACAGACGACGUGCUUCUACAGAGCCCUGAUACAUGCCCCACCUACAAGGCCACAGGAUGACUACUCAGUGCUGUUUGAGGACACCUCCUACGCUGAUGGCUACUCCCCGCCCCUUACCGUGGCUCAGAGAUAUGUGGUGUCGUGUAAGGAGAGCAAGAAGAGAUAGUCACACCCCUGGAACGUCAAGACUCUAUUUGUACAUGUACCCGGUAGCAUCAUUAUGCUGUGGACCACAGGACUACUAGCCUGGUGUCUAUCCUAUUCUAGCUCUAGUUCACCCUUACAAUUGCCUUCCUUCCUGAAUAGUAUGUCACCUGUUUAUAGAGAAGCGAUUGGCAUUUAAAUAUUCACUUGAAAUAUAAGCAAGAGUUCUGAUUCACUGUAUAUUUCCUGUGCAAAUUUUUUUGAUUCAUUAAACAAUGGAGAAGUAAUGUAAGAACCAAACGUUUCAAUGGGGACAGUGCCAGACUAUUCUGCAUGGAAGUGACCAAAGUAACGAACCAGAGCUAGAUUAGAAUGAAUACCAGGCAACCGGACUAGUGGAUCACUUAGCACUUAUCAUUUGUACAUAGCUGCCCUCUAUGUUAGUAUAUAAACUAACACAUGAUAUUAUACAGUCAUGUAGUCAUAACAGAUACUUGUAUUAUCUGUGGUAGGACUGAACUGCAAGCAACUUCUCACCAUCAAAUCAACAACUUGCCUUCCACAUGGUGUACAUGUAUGUGAGAUGUCCAACAAAGAAUCUAGUAGUCAUUGUAAAGCUUGAUAUGCUGAGCAGAAGGCUGAUUCACUUUUCCUCUAACAAUACGUCAACAAUUUAUUGUUGACGUAUUAUUAUUAUUGUGCACUGUAUAUUCCAGUGUAUCGUUAGUUUUUUUUUCACAUAUUCGCAGUGUAUACGAUUAGCCCUUUUUAUGUGCCUGUAGAGUUUGUAUAAAUGCAUUUACUUUGUAUGAAAUUCUUUGAACAUCAAUAAAGUACCGUAUAUAACGUUA
Branchiostoma belcheri (Belcher's lancelet) is the source of this 1969-nucleotide messenger RNA. Its product is annotated as SAGA-associated factor 29-like. The transcript has 12 exons. The coding region runs from base 151 to 1140 and encodes 329 amino acids. NCBI's taxonomy places the organism in Eukaryota, Metazoa, Chordata, Leptocardii, Amphioxiformes, Branchiostomatidae. Gene Ontology annotation, cellular component: SAGA complex. The record is from RefSeq and is a predicted model, not a curated record.